Messenger RNA from Cryptomeria japonica (Japanese cedar), 5029 nucleotides. Its product is annotated as protein NO VEIN. Lineage: Eukaryota; Viridiplantae; Streptophyta; Pinopsida; Cupressales; Cupressaceae. The transcript has 4 exons. The coding region runs from base 551 to 1621 and encodes 356 amino acids. The record is from RefSeq and is a predicted model, not a curated record.
AGAAGUCUGGGGGCUUCUGAGAGAAAUUAACAGAGAAUAACAAAAGUUCACAAAACAAUCUCAAUUAAUCUUGAUUUUCUGCUUCAAUGGUUGAAACAGAUGCAGCAGGUUCGCAGAGUUGCAUAAAAAAUGAUUGCAAUGGAGCAAGAAAAAUAAAAAUUAGUUCAAUCCAAAAAUCUCUUCUUUCUGAUUUUUCCUCGUUGAACUGCUGAUUUUUCCUCCUUGAACGGCUGUUGGAUGUUUGAUCAGCGAUGGUGAAAAACUUUCCAAUUAAACUGCUGUUUACUGAGUUAAACUGGAGUUGCUACAGAGCCGCGGCCAACUGGAGCUAAACUGCAGUUUGAAGAGUCGCGCAGUAAACGGACAGUUCAAUUGUUAUUUAUCUUUGAUAACUGCAUCUAUGAUUUUAAGAGCCAUGAUGGUGCAUCCUGAAACAAGAUAAAAGUUCUGCACUUAGCAAUGGCGACUCCCCGUGAGCAUAUUGAAGAGAUAAGAAGAAAUAAGUUUUCCAUAGGCGGAGAAGAAAAUCCAAUUACAGAAGCUCUUCAUCAUGCUGUUAGAAAUCUCUCAGCAGAACUCUACACCAAAGAUGGAACUCAUACAGAAUGCAGAAGACAAUGAGUAUGCAGCUGAUGUUGAACCAUCAUUGGAAUUUGUGGUAACGAGCAGAGAUGUGACUGGUGCGGGUGCCCCUGCUACUCUGUUGGUGUUUAACAAUGAGAAGGGCUUCACUCCCCGAAACAUCGAAUCCCUCUGCAGUGUCGGACGAUCGACCAAGAAGGGUAAAAGACAGGGAGGCUACAUUGGAGAGAAAGGAAUUGGGUUCAAGAGUGUUUUCUUGGUCACGAACCAGCCGUAUAUUUUCAGCAUCGGGUAUAAAAUUCGAUUCAAUGAAAUCCCUUCAUCUGGGGUCAAAAUUGGGUAUAUAGUUCCAGAGUGGAUCGACAAGCCAAAUAUUCAAGAUCUCGAAAUGGUAUAUGGUAGCCAAUGUCAAGGUGAGAUUCCCAAUAGUGUUAAAGUUCUCCCUUUACGCCCGGAGAAGGUGAAGGGGGUGAAGAACCAGCUUGCUAACAUUCAUCCAGAAGUCAUUUUGUUUAUGUCCAAAAUUAAAAGACUCUCUGUCCGUGAAGAUGGCCAAAAUCAAAAUCCCCGGGUGAAUGCAGUCUCUGUUUCUCAGGAAAUAGCAUUUCAGAAUGUGAAGAGUGAGAGAAGUGAAUCAUUUAUUCUCCAUAUAUCGGCAGAGGAAAAUGGAAAACCGAAUGGAGAAUGCAGUUAUUACAUGUGGAGGCAAAGAUUUCCUGUGAAAUCGAACAGCCGGGUGAAGGGGAGAAGAGAUAUUGACAAUUGGGUGAUAACACUUGCUUUUCCCCGCGAACAUCGAGUUACCAGAGGCAACAAGGUAGGUGCUGGUAUUUAUGCAUUUCUUCCCACAGAAAUAGUCACAGGAUUGCCCUUCAUAAUUCAAGCAGAUUUUUUGUUGGCGUCCUCGAGGGAAAGAAUUCUUUGGGACAACAAGUGGAAUCAAGGGAUUCUUGACUGCAUUCCCUCAAUAUUUUGUGAAGCUUUUUUUAUCUCUUUUGAAGAGUGUGACAGGGGCUCAUCCCUCUGCGAGAUCAUAUAGCUUCAGGGACCUCCCUUCUAAUAUUCCCUCUUAUCUGCAACUAAGACGAAUUUGGAGAGAAAUCCAAGCCAAGCUCAAGACAGAAGAAGUUAUCUUAUGUGAACCUGGAAAUGUUUAUUGCACACCCAUUCGAGCUUGCAAAAUACUUGCAGGCUUUAGAAAAAUACUAGACGCAGCAACCGAAAAAGGCUUGGAAAAGCCAAACGCACUGUGGUCUACUGAAGUAUUCAUAAUACACUCAUGCCUUGACAACCCGUCAAGUUCUCUGGAUUUCUUGGGAGUGGGCAAUGUGCAUGAGGACUGGUACUCCACAUGCAUUCGAAGUACCCCUAGUUGGCUAGCAGAUCUCUCUGAAGAUUUAUAUGUACAACUCCUUUGCUUUAUUGCUGAACAUUGGAAUGGAGGAAUUCGAAGCUCUUUCCAGCAAUUGCUUCUUUUUAAGUUUGACAAUGACUCCAAUGGUGUGGGGUGGGCAAGUUUGUUAGAUAUAUCUUCUAAGGGAAGCAAAAUAUACAUUUCCUCGGAAGAAAGAGAUAUUGCAUGGUUGACGAGGUGUAAUAAAGAGCUGCGAAAUGCUGCACAUUACAAAUUCGAGCAAAAUGAAACACAGAUGGCCAUGACGAGUUUGAGCUUUUAUAAACAAUCAAUGUUGCAACUUGCGGGAAUGGCUAGAAUCGCUAGAUAGAUAUGCUAAGAUCUCUGAACUUUCUGUUUCAAGUUUUAGUAAGCAGCUUUUGGAAGAAGCUAAGGCAUCUAGAAGUAAGGACUUCAUAAUCUGUGUGGCUCAGUUUUUUCAUUUUUCGUCUGUCAAUGGUUAUAUAGAUUCAAUACAAAUGCUCACUUUGUGCAAAGAAUUGCCUGUAGUCAGUGAUUCAGGAUCCAUAGUAAGUAGUUGCAAAGCCAGACUUGUGUCUGCAUUUAUUGGCAAAUGGCACAAGCUGAUAGGAGACAAUCCAUGGGCUGCAGAAGGGAUUGUUGCACUGUAACCUGCUUACAUGAAAGCCAAUGCAAGUGGACUAAAAGGGGAAACGGGGGAUGAACUUGAGUUGUUUAUGAGAAACGGUCUUGGUGCAAUGGACAUUUUCAACCUAAAACCCCCCGAUGCUCCAUUGCCUGCAGUUAAUUCCCCCAUCGGUGAAGAUCAAGCUGUUCUGCUUUUAGAGUGGAUUCAAUAUUUGACUGAGGUCUGCAGUGAGUCCAUGCCCAACAGAUUCCAACGUAGCAUCAUGGAAGGAAAAUGGCUAAAAACCCACCGAGGUUAUGAGUCUCCAAAUAAAUCUUUUUUGUACAAUAUUGAAUGGUCAUCGGCUGGUGUAAAGUUAAAUGACCUAUCCUUUUUAGAUUGUUGUUUCUGCAGCAGGAACAUGAAUGAAUUCAAGGGUGUCCUCCAACGGAUUGGGGUGUUUGUUGAGUUUGGAAUGGGAUGUGAAGAAGUUGCCAAGAUAGUCCAAACACACAGAGAUACUCAAGUCAUAACAAGGCUUUACAAAUAUCUUCACCUUUUCCAUUGGCGGCCUAGUAACGUCAGCUCUCUCAAAAUUUGGAUUCCAAUUCCAUACAGUGGUGGGCUUGCAGGUGUGUGGAAGGAUUCAGAAAUGUGUGUAGUCCAUGAUGACGAUGGCCUCUUCGAUGGCAGGCUACAAAUCCUAGAUAGGUUUUAUGAACACACUCUACUUCCCUUUUUCUCUAGCCACCUUGGUGUGUCUCUACGUCCCAGGAUUGAGGACUACUGCAAUUUGUGGCUGGACUGGAUAAGGAGUAAUCAUGUAGUAACUGAGCCCGAAUGCUGUUCAGUUUGGAGGAAUAUUCUAAAGCACUGGAGGGAAUCCCCUUCAGCUAUAAAAAGACUGUUACCAAAGCAAGGUUCAAAGUUUCCAGCUCACACAAGCAGUGGACAUAUCCAAAUAUGUGUGCCUCAUGAAACCUUCAUUCCCGACGACCUAAGAUUGAAAGAGUUAUUCAGAAAAGCGUCUACAAAGGUCAAAUUUGCUUGGCAUCCUAACCAUCCAGAUCCCAAAAUACCAUUGGACUAACUGUUCUCAAUGUAUGAGUUCUCUUGGAGCUCGGAAACUAUCGAAAGCAGUAGAGGAAAAGGAGGUGUCUGUUUCAACUGACAUCCAUUUGCGCAGGGUUCAAACAGGAGAGGGUUUGUUCAGAAAAGGUCUGUAUAUGAUUAUCCUUGGAUAUCUUGCACAUCCGUCCCUCAAAUUGUCGAGAUAUAGAAGGCAUCAAAUAGUAAGAGCUCUUUUGGAGUCUUCAGCUUAUGAAGCCGCUAAACCCUUUGCAGUCAUGUACACUUAACAAUAAUAACUGAAGAUGAUCAGACACAGCACAUUAAAAUUGCUGCACACUCUCCUGUGCGUUGGGAAAAAGAUAUCAGAAGGAUCUUGAUACAGAAAUGUGAUCCAGACAACCAAAAGGAAAAAAUGUCUUUGGCAACUGAAUUUGCUGAGGUAGUUUCAAAAGGUCUAUUAUCAGAACAUCCAGAUCCUAUUGCAGGUUUAUGUGAGACGUUGAAGCUUGGGUGCAUUGUAGGAUUUGAUACUGAUGCAAUCAAUGAUAUGCUCCAGCGUAAAAACCUCCUAAUUUUUAAAGAAGAUGAGAGUUUCCUUUCAGAAUUUUUUCCAAUUGAAGACUCUCUUGGGCAACAUCAACCAAGAAGACAUCAGGGAUCAGGGAGGAAAAGGUCUAUAACAUCAGUUGAGCCAGCUAAGUCACCACAGAGUUUUGGGAUAUCAGCUAGGCCAGCCAAGUCACCGCACAAUUUUGGGACAUCAGCUGGGCCAUCUAAGUCAGCAUGGUAGUUUUCACCUGAUUUUGUAGAAGGAUGGGAGAAUAGAUUGCAAAUUUUUAGGCAAGCAAUUGACAAUAUGAAAGACUGCACACCCAGUUCUUUGAAGAUUAAGCUAGUGAGAAAGUUAUUCCCUUCAGAAUCAUCAGAUAAAGAGCAGCCAGAAAGCAGUUCAGACCUUAAUCUCAUGAAGGUGACAGGGGAUGCAUGCCUUAAAAUGCUCACAGUUUCAGAAGUUGUGGGCGCCAAUGAAAGCUGCCAAAUGAUGCCAUUUAAGUUGGAAAAUUUACUUGGUGAUGAAGUUUUGGAAUUAGGAAAAUGCAGAGGUUUAACAAGUGAGAAACCUCCCUCUUCUUCUGCUGAUGAAUGUGAUUUUGAGAUGGUCAGGGCCAUUGCAGGAGCAGCUACCUUGAAAUUCUUCAGAGGCAAAGACUAAAUUCACUGGCAAUGUCUCUCCAUAGAAAACAUAAGCCUUCUCUAUCUAUUUUAGUUUUAAAAAAUAUGUCGUGCAGAGGCAUAUAAGCCUUCUCUUCAUAAUUUUCAAAGGAAUUUUUAGGAUUUGAAAAGUGUAUUUGAUUCAGGUUGAUUAUUCAAUAAUAAUUGAUGAAUUGAAAACA